Molecule: messenger RNA, 1947 nt
Organism: Hydra vulgaris (swiftwater hydra)
Lineage: Eukaryota; Metazoa; Cnidaria; Hydrozoa; Anthoathecata; Hydridae
Source: RefSeq, a predicted model, not a curated record
AAAAAUGAAUUAAUUUUCCUAUUUUUUUAAUGGUUUGUUAAAAUGACAACAUUGACUUUUAUCUCAAUUUUUAAAAAGUUAGAAUUUGUAACUUCAUGGUUUAUUACUUGAAUAUUUUGAAAAGUUUUUAAGAAGUUUUUAAGAAUAAAACAAAUUAUUCCACCCAUUUUUGUUACAAAUAUCGGUUUACAGCAUGGAUUUAUCAUCGCUGAAUACAAGCUCUUUUCUAUAUCUGGUUUAUAUUAACUCAAUAUCAUUUUUUUUAUGAGCAAUUUAUUAAAUAUUUAAGGUCUAUUCUGUUUGAAGUUUUUGAUUUUGUUCAGAGAAAGUAUUGAAAAAAGCAAGAGAAAUUAUUUUAUUCGAUUUUUUUUGUAAAAAUCGACAAAAUGAUCGCUGGGGAGUUAAAAAAACUACUCUCCAUCAAGAUUAAAUAUCGUUCCGAUGGCUUCACUGAUCAAUUUAACCGAGUUCUGGUCAUGAAACUGUUGUUGGUCUGCUCAACUGUUAUGUGUAUUAAUUGGUUUAAGGAUUCUGUAAAUUGUGUUGUACCGUCUUCUGCAACUGUGAGUUCAAGUUUUGUUUCCUCAGCAUGUUGGAUUCAGGGGGUUUAUGUUUACGAUGAACUUAAAGAACGUGUUGACAGCGUUGGUUAUUAUGGAAUUCCUAAAGAUAUUGAUAUGGACGGUACUUAUGAGGACGGAAGACCCUGUCCAGUAAAGACCGAUUCAAAGGUUUUCAUUGGUUGCAAGCCGUUGACAAAGACUUUUUUCCUUCAGUAUCAAUGGUUUCCUUUCUACAUCGGAGCAAUGGCAUUAUGUUUUUAUCUGCCAUAUGUUUUGCAUUUGUUUGCUAACGAAGAUCUGAUAAGCUUAAAAAAAACUGUAAAGUCAAACGGUUCCUCAGCCGACGCCAUAUUAAACAGUUAUUUUAAUAGAAAAACAAGUUCCAAAUCUCGACUUCGGUUGCGGAUUUUGUACAAUUACAUUAUUAAAUCGCUCUAUGUAUUUGUGAAUAUCAUUUCGUUCAUACUUACUGAUAAAAUAUUCUUGGGAAAGUUCAAAAAUUACGGGUCAAAAUGGCUACUUUGGUCUAAACUUCCGAACUCUGUUGCCUAUGAUUACAUGGGUGCACGUAGUUUUCCGAAGCCUGGGAAUGAGUUAUUACCUCCGUUUGGAUACUGUGAGCUUUACGAGUCAUCUAAAGACAUUAAGCAUUCGGUCGCAAAUCAUUACCGAUUUCUCUGCGAGAUGUCACAAAAUAUUCUUUAUCAGUAUUGUUUAAUAGUAGUUUGGUUCUUGCUUGUGCUUGGAAUAGUGAUUUCAAUUAUAGGUCUUCUUGUACUUCUCCUCAAUCACGUGCUAACUAUUGUGUUUGUCGUAUUUCGUGGAUUAUCUGCGAGAAAGCUUUAUAAAGUUUUAUCAUUACGUGAGUGCGAAUAUUUAGAAUUAAUAAGAAAACGCAACUUGCCUCUGUAUUCGGAAAUAAUUUUAAAAUUACGACUUGAAAAAUACAACGGCACAGGUUCAACUCCUUGCGAAUCUCCUCCACCUGGUUUUGACGAUCUCUCGAAAUUAAAUAGUCACGUGUGACUGGAAUUUAGCUGCCCAAAUGACCAAAAUGGAAAUGAUUUUUUGAGACAAGCAUUUGGAUAACGAUCUUCACGUGGUUAUUUAAAAAUUCAUUUAAAGUUAUCGUUUGACUAUGUUUAUAAAAACAUUUUACAUUUAGGUAACCAAAAGUUUGCAUUAAAUUUAAAGUUAGAACAAUUCAUAUUUUUUGUUACGCUUAUUUUCAUAUCAUAUGCUGAGUAAAGACUUUUAAAUGCAGUUUUUUAGAUGAGUACAUUCGUCUAAUGCUGCAUUGGAUGUUCUCACUAGUAAUUUUGUAUAUAUUUUAUAACGAGUGUAAACUUAUAUUUUAUUUGAGAAUGAUCUAUACUAAAAUUAA